Messenger RNA from Sceloporus undulatus (fence lizard), 17890 nucleotides. RefSeq names its product cleavage and polyadenylation specific factor 6 (gene CPSF6). Gene Ontology annotation, cellular component: mRNA cleavage and polyadenylation specificity factor complex. The transcript is spliced from 11 exons. Gene Ontology annotation, molecular function: mRNA binding. Gene Ontology annotation, biological process: mRNA alternative polyadenylation. Bases 97 to 1848 code for a protein of 583 amino acids. The record is from RefSeq and is a predicted model, not a curated record. Lineage: Eukaryota; Metazoa; Chordata; Lepidosauria; Squamata; Phrynosomatidae.
ACGCCUAAGCGCCCUCCCCCUGCUUCCCGACGCUGGCUGCGGCGGCUGCGGUGCCGGGCGGGGCUGGCGGCUGCGGGGAAGGCGGAGAGGCGGAAUAUGGCGGACGGCGUGGACCACAUAGACAUCUACGCCGAUGUGGGGGAGGAAUUCAACCAGGAGGCUGAAUAUGGUGGGCAUGAUCAAAUAGAUCUGUAUGACGACGUUAUCUCUCCAUCUGCCAAUAACGGCGAUGCACCAGAGGAUCGUGAUUAUAUGGACUCUCUUCCACCUUCUGUCGGAGAUGAUGUAGGCAAAGGAUCAGCACCAAAUGUUGUCUAUACAUAUACAGGAAAGAGAAUUGCAUUGUACAUUGGGAAUCUUACAUGGUGGACCACAGAUGAAGAUCUAACUGAAGCCGUUCAUUCCCUUGGUGUAAAUGAUAUUUUGGAGAUAAAGUUUUUUGAAAAUCGUGCUAAUGGCCAGUCCAAGGGAUUUGCUCUUGUAGGUGUGGGAUCUGAAACAUCUUCGAAAAAACUGAUGGAUCUCUUACCUAAAAGAGAAUUGCAUGGCCAAAAUCCUGUUGUAACCCCAUGUAAUAAGCAGUUUCUGAGUCAAUUUGAACUGCAGUCAAGAAAAACUACACAGUCUGGCCAGAUGUCUGGGGAAGGAAAAGCUGGGCCUCCAGGAGGGAGUUCACGGGCAACAUUUCCACCAAGUAACAGAGGGAGAGGUCGUUUUCCAGGUGCCCUUCCUGGAGGGGAUAGAUUUCCUGGGCCAGCUGGACCAGGAGGACCCCCACCGCCUUUUCCAGCUGGACAGACUCCUCCACGUCCACCGCUAGGUCCUCCUGGCCCACCAGGUCCUCCAGGUCCUCCUCCACCUGGCCAGGUUCUACCUCCUCCAUUAACUGGUCCUCCUAAUCGUGGUGACCGCCCCCCUCCUCCAGUUCUGUUUCCAGGACAACCCUUUGGUCAACCUCCACUGGGUCCACUUCCCCCUGGGCCUCCUCCUCCAGUUCCAGGCUAUGGUCCUCCACCGGGCCCUCCACCCCCACAACAGGGUCCUCCUCCACCUCCUGGCCCUUUCCCCCCUCGUCCACCUGGUCCACUAGGACCACCCCUUACACUGGCUCCUCCUCCGCAUUUACCUGGGCCACCACCAGGUGCUCCCCCACCAGCCCCACACGUGAAUCCAGCUUUCUUCCCCCCACCAGCCAACAGUGGCAUACCUACAUCAGACAGCCGUGGUCCACCACCUUCAGACCCGUAUGGCCGACCCCCACCAUAUGACAGAGGUGAUUAUGGGCCACCAGGCAGGCGUUUCACUGGAAAUAACAUGUCCAUAAGAGAACAAUUACAUAUGCCAUUGUAUUGGAGACAAACGAAAAAUAAUACUCAAAACGCAGGGAGAGAAAUAGAUGCUGCAAGGACACCUCUAAGUGAAGCAGAAUUUGAAGAAAUCAUGAAUAGAAAUAGGGCUAUCUCUAGCAGUGCCAUUUCAAGAGCAGUAUCAGAUGCCAGUGCUGCGGAGUAUGGAAGUGCUAUAGAAACCUUGGUGACUGCAAUUUCAUUAAUUAAACAGUCCAAAGUAUCUGCUGAUGAUCGUUGCAAAGUACUUAUUAGCUCUCUGCAAGAUUGCCUGCAUGGAAUUGAGUCCAAGUCUUAUGGUUCUGGGUCAAGAAGACGUGAGCGAUCAAGAGAGAGAGACCACAGCAGAUCAAGAGAGAAAAGCCGGCGCCACAAAUCUCGUAGCAGAGAUCGCCAUGAUGAUUAUUACCGAGAAAGAAGCCGUGAACGUGAGAGACAUCGUGAUCGUGACAGAGAUCGUGACAGAGAGCGUGACAGAGAACGAGAAUAUCGACAUCGUUAAGAGGUUCAGGGACUGACUUCUCUUGAUUUGAAGUGUGUCUGAACAUGGUAUGGGGUAAGUUGUAAUUGUGAUGGUCUUGGCCAGCCUCAGUGAGUGUUCUGGUAGCUAUUGUAAACAAUGCGUCCAGUUUCAUGAUACCCCCUCCCCCCCAAAAAAAAGUGUUAAAGGAAGAAAUACCCAAUUUUAAUUUGUUUCCCCCUUAUAGUGUCAAAUGGUUGACAUUGCAGAUCUUUCGUAUAGAUGAAUAGCUUGGGUUGACUGCAUGUGUUUUAUUCCUCUGUGAAAAGACACAAUUUUCUUGCUGUUUUCCCACUCAAAAUUAACCCCACUUGUUUUUCUUUUUACUCAAAAAAAUAUGCUGGCCUUCUGAAACUGACACUGGUUUUGAUUUAAGAAGAAAUGCAAGGAUAUGGAACUCCAUGCCACAGCUAGUUAGGUAUCACACUUUCUUUCCAUACUAAUUUCACUAGUUAGUUGUUGUGGAUCUCUCCCCAACCACAAACUUCUAAUAUGUUUUCUGACCCCAGCUCAUUUCCAUUAGAUUAUUCAAAUCCUUAUAGGUACAAAUACCCAUAGCUUUCAGCAUACCACUAUGAUGAAAUGAAAAGAAUGUUAACCGAGACUCUAGCAGCUAGACCAUAAAUGAACAUUGUGUCAGGUUUUCUUACUAUACAGUGCUAAUGACAAUCAUAUUAAUGCUUGACUAUAAUAGAUUCAGGUUUUUUUCCUCCUCACACUUACUAUGGACUUACCUGCUGAUCUUAUUUUAUUACAUCUAGUAAUUUCCUACUGAAGGAGUGAUGAAGUAAUAGACUGAAAUGUUACUAUUGAGGUCACUUUCUGAGAUCAUACAUUAUCUACUAAAGUUUUAAAUAGGCAUUUCCUCUUCUUUUCACAUAUAAUAAAACCAAUUAGUUAUUAUAGUUUUCUCCUUAUUUCACAGCAGAGGAACUGCAACUUUUCUGUGCUUUCUGUAUUUAUGUACAUACAAGUGCUCCAGUGAUUCAGAGAAAGGGGGAAAACCAUUUAAUCAUAUCUAGGAUACAUAUUCCACAUUUCUGGAGAAAUAGCUUCUGAUAGUUGAUAUUUGACAUCAUCUAGAGGGCUGUAUUUUCCUCAUUCUACAGGCUAAUGUAAAUUUCCAUCACAGCAGGCAGCAUGGCUAGUUGUCAGGGAUAGUGGAAUUUAUAAUCCAGUGCAUAUCAGGGACCAUAACUACUUCAUUUCUGCUGUAGCAUUAAAUAUUGCAAUCUUGUGACAGCUUCAAUAUUAACAAAUAUAUUUUUGUAGUAGUUCUCAUGGGCUAAGAACCCACAUUUCAAACCAAGUUGUUUCUGUAGAUACACAUAGUGGUUGCAAGAAGGUGAUAUAUCUUACAAUUAUAUUUUAAAACCAGCAUGUCCAAGGUAAAGAUUCUUCAAUUACAUUUUAGUUCUGAACAAAAUACUUAACCUGUAUGUGCUAACAUCAAGAUCCAAAGAAUGUGAUUGUGUAUUCUGGGGUGGGAGGCAGAAGUAGGGUGGUUAAAAAUUAAUUUUCUUGUACAGAAGUCCCCUAUGCCCCUUGGCAACUCGUUUUGCAACUGAAGGGAUUUUGAUAUGAUGUGGUAAAUUUGUAGCUAAAUAGAAUAAGGCAAAAUCCCACUGGCCUGCCCCAGCUUGCCUAUAGUAUCUAGAAUUGUGGCCUGGAUAUUAUAUAAAAGGUUAGAAAGUUUAUUAAAAUUAACAGUUGCUGACAUAUUCAUAUUGUUUUGAUCUCAAAAUUUAUUAAAUUUCAGUGACAUCUUUUAGCCCAACUAGGUUAUGCAUUGAGACUAAAGCAGUUCAAACAAUUUGAAACAAUUCCUUGCAAUGAUGUGUCUACUUUGUGUGCUCAGAAUUUCAUAACCAACACUGAAGUUAGAGUAAACAUCUAUACUGAAUUUCAGUUAUGCAGUUCCUCUACUGUAAAUCUAGGCAUUACUGAUUGAUUAUUGAUCUUAUUGUGAAGACAUACUUCAGUUGCCUUGGUUAUAAUAAGUAACCACUUUGCUUAAGAGCAGCUGUGGAUAACUUAUGGCUCUGUUGUUGGAUUACAAUACGCAACAGUCCUAACAUUGCCAAAGGAGAACUGAUGGGGGCUGCAGUUCAGCAAGCCCCGGAGGGACUGUAAGGUUCCAGCCUCACUGUAACAACUGGGAAUCUUUAUUGUACAUGACCAGAGAUCCAAUUCUGAUCAGUUAUUUGAAACCAUUGGGACACAACUGUGCUUAAAAUGAGCAUGUGUCACUAGUAUGAGUAUCAUAUCUCAGUGUAUAAGCAUAAAAUUCCACAUACAUCUUUUUAGCCUCAUAAUAUUUAGAAGGGAUUAAUGUGCAUAACUUCCAAAGUAUGCGGUUGGAAAGACAGUGGGUAUUUAGAAUAGCUACACUUUCAAGUGGAUGUACUUUUAUAUACAUGGAUAUAAAUUAAAAUUGUUUCAUAAGAAAAUCAGCAGUACUUGCUUUAGUAAAAUGGUGUAAGGUACUAAAUGUCUGCUGGAAGGAGAUACAAUAUAAAUGGAGUGCUCUGUGUUGAUCACAUCACUAUAAAAGCAGUCUGUUACCUUAAAUGAUUUUUGGUUUCUGUAAAGUUGAAACUGUUUCUCUAAUAGAUGCAUAUUGCGGUCAGAGCUUUAAAUUGUAUGUAAUUAUACAAUCUGUAUUGUUUAGAAGUUCCAGAAUUUAUACACAGGAUGAGGUUGAAGAAACAAAUGUUGUUUUCUGUGUUGGUUAUAGAAAAGCAAAUUUCUUCAUGGCACACAGGUUAGAUUAUCAGGCUGAGUUUCAACUACAUGCAUGACAUAAUUUGUAUGUUCAUCUAAAAUUCCAGUACCUUAUCCUAAUACAGUAAGGUAAUAUUAUUGAUGAAUGAAUUCAAAAGAAAGACUUUAAAAUGAAAUUUGAUUUUAUAUAUUCAUUUAAAUUGGAUGCUGUAAGUAGUAGUCAGAUGUUUUACUUAAUUGCUACAAUGUUAAAUAUUGGUGUAUCCCCUUGUAAGUCAUGAUUAAGUAGACAUAAUUGUCUUUCUAGUGGCCGAGUGACACAGCUUUAUUAUCAGUGAAUUAGCAUGUGACAUUGAACUAAAAUGUAUAAAUGACACUAAACAUAAUGGCCUGGAUUCUGUUGCUAAUCCUGACUAGAGUAGAAUCAUUGAAUCAAUUGGAUUUACCUUUGUAUUGACUAACUAUUCAGCCAAUGAUUAAAUGAGUCUACUGUAGUUGGGGCUAACCAACAGAAUUCCACCCGUGACUUACUGGGUAUUUAAAAUAUUUUCACCAUAAAUGAAACAGUGAGGUAUUUUAAUUACAGUGGGCCUGCCAUAUCAACAGGCUAACUAUCUGCAUCUAGCUGUGCCCCAUCAAAGUUAGUGUGACGCAUGCAUGCAUUUGCGCCAACACAAAGGUUCGUGCAUUGCCUUCCAAAGAUUUGUGUGAAUUGGAGAUCCACUGAUAUUUUGUAUCGGGGGGGGGGGGGGCCAAAUCCUGGGUGAUAUGGAGAGCACACUGUAAUUGUGUUGGCUUGGAGCCAAAGAUACUGCUCAUUUCUUACAAAUAACAGUUUCUGACAUAGUGGAAGAAUAUUAUGGGAAAAGUGACUCCUAAGUCCAGAGGAAAUAGUCUGCACAAGCACUUCUAAAAGACUUUGAACAAAUGAGUUCUCGAAACAUUUUUGUGGUCUGCCAGAAUCUGUAAAAUAUACUUUAUUUCUUUUUACUAUUUUUCUGUAACACAACGAUUGGUACAUUGAGGUAGUGUACUGGGGAAAGUCUCCUGUUAGCUCUUGGGCCAGUUGUCAUCUGACAGUACAGAUUCAUUUUCUCAUUCUUCUCAUAAUUCUUUCAAUCCAAGCCACUGUCAUUCGUGCUUAGUGUACAUUGACAGUAAUUAAUUGAAUCUGCAGCAUCUUUGAACUUGGAUGCAUUUUUCUAGAUUUCUUGUUUGCUUAUUGAACAGUACUCUGUAUGAUCUCAAAGUGAGUUUUCAUAUGGGUUUCAAUAAUACACUGAUUCUUUAAUAUACAUUGACAAUGUACUUCUGGCUCCUACUUGGAUAUUUUGAAUGAUUUCAUGAAAUUCUGUAUUUUUUGUUAUGUCUUUUGUAUAUUGUCAAUAUAAAAGUACAAGAAAAUUGUGAAUAUUUUACAUGUACUUAUUUUCUUGUACUGGUCUGCUAGAAAUUUCAGCAGAUUUUGUGCAAAUAACCAGCAGAUCAUGAAGCUAUUUGUGUUGAAACAUACACCUAUCUAGGUGAAAAGUAACAGCAGCAUGAAUAUGUAGCAAUAAAACAAAUAAUCCCAAAUUUUAGGACUGAAAUCUACCCAUGAAAACUGUAGAUCAUUGCUUGCAAUGAGCUAUAUGCUUUCAUUUUUAUGCUUUCUCCUACCCAUGUACUUUUCUUGGUAGGAGAUACGUAAUUUUUGAACUUCUCACACCUUGGGGCUGAUGUGAUGUGGAUUGAAAAUAAAAUAGUUAACCAAUUUCAUAGAUGCAACAUGGAUUGACUUUUUUUAGAGUGAUUUGUUUUUAAAGCCAAAAUUGACACUCAUCUGACAUUGAAUAGAAUUGUAUGUAUAGUUUGAGUUCCAUUUGACACAACGUUUAUCUAUACUGUGUUCUCAAACCAUUAUAAGCAAAAUUUCAUAUUGUAAAACAGUAUGAAUUCACAAAACAAAAGAUUAUUUUUGGUCAGGUUACAUUAAAUGUAAAGUUUAGGAUUUAAAAAAAUGUUUAUAUGCUUGUCAUUUCUAUGUUUAGACCAUUACAGUAAUUAAAGAACUCUGUUGCAAGCCUGUAGCAAAACAGCUUCCAUCCCUAGAAAGGAAUUUUUAAAAUCUCCCCAUUCAUACUCUCUUCGGUGUGUUUAGAGUAUUUGGAGUGUUGGAACCUCCUUAGCCUGCCUUACGCUAGAAUUGAAAGGAGUUACAUGCAUAUAGGUCCAAUCUAUAAAAGUCUGAAGCUCUCAAAGUCAAAUUGCAAUGGUCAUGGUGUUCCAUUUUCACUAUACAAAAACACUGUGCAUAUUAAAGCACGGAAUAGGGUAAUAAUGUGCUGUGUGUCAAAUGAACGAGCCUGUAUUUGCUUUACUGUUUGUUCAUGAUACCACUAAAUCUUAGUAACACAAAUGGCUGUUUUCAAUGCCUUCUUUCAUAUAGAUCAAGGGUGGGAAACAUGCAGUCCAUGUGCCAGCCUUGAUGAUCCUGGAUCCCCAGACCUCACUGAACCUCACCCCCUCCCACAAAAGUUCUGUUACUUUUUUUGCCUGAAAGUAUGAUCUGAGGAAUGCAGUUUUAGUUCAGAAGGUAUUUUGAGGAACUACUCAAAAUUAUCCCAGAAAUACCCCCAAGGAGCCAGAAUAAAUUUCAGAUGGCUGCUGAGAGUAACAAUGCAGCCUGCCAGAACCAAAAUUAGCCCACAGACUGCAGACACAUGCCCAGAAAUGAUAGAAAUGGACAGACGCUAUCCUUUGAUUAGUCAUUAUUGUUCCCUCUCUAAGAUCUAAUGUUUAUUAAUGAAAUGGUUAGAAAACAGGGUUUCUUAGCAAAGAGACAAAGUCGCAAUAGUUAAGCUUGUCCCCCUUUCAUGAUACCAAAAUCUAUUCUAUUGUAUUUAAUUAUUUGCUGGGUGGUACUUCUUUUAAGGUUAACAUUAAUAAUAAGAGGCAUAUUACUUAUUUGUAUUUGAAAUUCUCAAUGUGGGAGAUCAUAUCUCUUCCUGCUGUGACAAAUUCAUUUAUGGUAUUGGUUGUGCUGAUACUAUUUGGAGCUGGUAAUUGAAAAAUGUCUUUGCAUCAUGUAGAUAUGUUCACCUAUGAAUUUGGCAAGUUUUUGUUCUAGUUUGUCAAAAUUUAAACUACUGUAAUGAACAAUAAUCCUGUGCAUGUUAGUAAUUUUUUUCUGUUCAGUUUGUGUUACUGGUUUUCUGUUAAUCCAGUUUUCUUAUUGAUCCUGUUUUUCAUAAUCAUAAGUUAUGAGUACAGCUUUGUUUAGUAAAUGCACAACAACCUGUUUUGACUACUUUGCCUUUUCUGGGAUGACUUAAUUUUAGAGAAGUACACAAAUGGUUGGGAUAUUUUAUUGAGCAGGUGAAUCGGAGAGACUCUCUUUUGCUUACUGUGGUUUGAGAACGAAUUGAUUUAAAAAAAGUUUUGUUCAUUUUAUUGUUGCACUGUUAGUUUUUGUCAUGCCUUACUGUGAAUGUUAAUUAUGAGUUACAAGUUGAGUGUAACUAAAUUGUGUAGUUCUGGAGGGUGGAUGUUUUGUGAAGUAAAUCCUUGCUGAGAUUAUAUUUUUGUGUAUUGAGUGGGGUGAAAGUUUGACUAAGCUGUGAUUUGGGCUGCACCUGCACUGCAGAAUUAAUACAGUUUUAUACCACUUUAACUGUCAUUGCACCAUCUCAUGGAAUCCUAGGAUUUGUAAUUCAUUGUGGCAGCAGAGAUAUCUUAAGAGAGAAGGUUAAAUUGCUCACAAAACAAUAAAUCCCAGAAUUCUUUAGCAUUGAGCCAUGGCAGUUAAAGCAGUGCCAAGCUACAUUAUUUCUGCAGUGUGGAUGCAGCCUUGAUAAUGUCAACUAAGGUUAUGUAUGUUAUACUACACACCUGCAAACCAUAGACAAAGCACAUAGCAUUUAUAUUCUUAUUAGAAAUAUAAAUCUGUAUAAGUAGCUUCAGAAAUGUGGUCCAAAUGUUUUUGGCCAUAAAGCAGAUUUUAAUUUGGAAGCAUGCAUUACUAAAUUGAUAGUUUCCAUUAGGCAUAUAGAGAAAUUGGAAAGCAUAAAUUUAUAUUGAUGUACACAGCUGGAUGCAUUCCUUCCCCAGAAAAGGAGUUAAAUAGGAAAAGAGUCUGAAUGGGGAAAGUGUCUGUAAUAUAAAAAGUUAGUUAGAAAAACAGAGUGCCUUAUUUGAAAUUAGGUUUAUGUAGAAACCACGCUGAUUACAGAAAACUUAAUGAGGCACAAAUGUGAGUUGAAAUUAUUGUGUUAUGUGUAACCACAAAAUAAGAUCCUGUAUUUUAUGUUGCAUUGUGGAUGUUACGUCUUAUGCAAGAACUGUAUAUAAUUCAACUUACAUUAUGGACUUUGAAUUGAAAGAAUAAGUAAAAGGGAAAUCUGAGCCCUUGCGGAUGUAAAAAUUAAUCAGUGUUUAGGAAUUGUGUGCCCAUAAGAUUGCAUACCAUUUUACAUAAUAAGGUUUUCUCCAUCUUGCACAAAUCCUCCCUGCUCUCUUCUCUAUUUGUCAUUGCAUUAAAUAUUUUCCAGUCAUUGGUCAUUCCCCAGCUUAAUUGUUGUUUCCAAGUGAGUUUAGGAACAUCAGAAGAAUUCAUUUAUCCAAGGUUGAUAUAAGCAAGCAUUGCCAAGCUAGUUUAGUUGCUAGAGAGAAGUGAUAAAAGAGAAGGAUCUGGCUGGGAGGAUGGAGCAAAGAAUGUGGUAUCACAUGCAGUUCCUAAACCUUGUUUAUUUUUGCAUCUUCAGUUAAGUGGUUAGUAGCAACAGAUGUUUGAGUACUCAAAAGUCGUUAAGGUUUUGUUGCUGUCUAGUGAAGCUUUUGCACAAAAAAGGUGUGAGAUUUAAAAUAUACACUGAAAUUUGCCUAAUAAAAAUGACUAUAGGAAAUACACUCAUACUUUAAUAUGAUUUUUGAAGACAGAUAUGAUCUGCUUUUGUAAUGGAGGGAGAUAUUCUAAUACCGAUGUCAUAUUAAUAUUCUGAAGCCCUUGGUGCUAAGAAUUUUAAUAGAAAUGUAAAACUUCACUGAACAGCAAUAUUUUUGUACAGUUGUAAACUAUUAUUACUUUAAAUCAUUGCAAACAUUUUCAAAUUAUGAACAAAAGUUUACAGCUUGAUAUAUUCUAUGAUACCAUUUUGUCACAAUCUACAGAAUAUUGAAAUCAUUUGGUGUAGCUUUCAUAGAUUACCUAAAGUAGAAGUCAUUAAAUCCAAAUUUAUUGACCUAUUUAUCCACAAUGAAAUAAAGAACAGAAUGGGUGUUAACUCCUGAUAAAUUUUGAAAACUUUUCACAUCAUUAAAUAUUUAAUUUGUGUAUUGAUACUUCUUUAAAAAAUGUGUUCAUUGUAUCAGGUGAAAACUGGGCUAGGUUCUUAGUAUAUCAUGGUUAGAUUAAAUCUCAUUUAACUGUUCAGUAUUUCUUUAGAAGUGGUAGAUACCUGAUUCCAGCUGAAUACUGUGUCCGCAAGUGUGGAAAACCUUAUAGCAGUUCUGCAGCUGUCAUUCUACUCUUCUAAAACUGAGAUUCUGCAGGUGCACUAAUAACUUUUUCUGUCCAUUGGCUCCUGUUGACACACAGUUUGAUGCACCUUGCUAAGUUUUAAAAUGAAUUAAGGAUUUGGUUGCAUCAGAAAGCACUAUACCUAGUAAUUAUUGAUUAAAUCAAAAUUAAUGAAAGUUAUCUGCCAAUCCUGCAUACCGAGAACAUGAAUGUCUAGACAUUCUUAAAAGUAGUGAGUGCAGGGAGAAAAAUAUCUAAAUUUUUCAUUACUAUCAUGAAUUUAUUUUCUAAUCAAAAUAGUAUUAAGCAGUAAGAAUGACAGCUGCAUGCUACUGUACAUUCUGAAAUUCUUGAUCCACAUGUCUGCACUUGAAAUUACUUACCAAUGUGUAUCUUUGCAAAUAUUUUGCUUUUAAACAGUACUUUCAUAAAAGUUUUUGGGAAAUGAUGUGGAUUACUUACAACUUACUGCUAUGUAGUUAUUGAACCUACAACUUUAGUUGAAUCCACUUGUUAGUUCCAAGUAAAGUGUGUUGACUUAAUAAGGCUCCCUAUUCACUGGAGUCUCUUUCUCACCAAACGGUUACAGCACUUUGUUACCACUUUAAUUGUCAUAGUUCCAUCUUACAAAAUCAUGGGAUUUAUAGUUUCAUAUUCAUAACUCUCUGCCAGAGAACUGUAUUGCUUCACCAAAGUACAAAUCCCAGGAUUCCAUAGGAUGCUUCCAUCACAUUUAAAAUGGUAUAAGGUUCCGUAAUUAUGUAGUGUGUUCUAGUUGUAACUAAUGAUCAGACCAAUUCCCUUAAUUCGGAUUAUUGGCAGUAUUUGCUUUCAGGCUGCAAACAUCAGUUUCCUUACUUGGGUGUAAACACUACUAAAAUUAUUUUGAGUUUGCUUCCAACUAAAAAUGAAAUUAAAAUACACAUAUGUAAAGCUACCUAAGUUUGUGCAUCAGCAUAGGUAGUUGUGAUUCUUCAACUUUAUUUCUAAAACAAGAUCUAUUAGAGGCUUCCUAUACCCCCUUCUUUAGCAUUUUAACAACUAUAUGGUAUCUCAUGUAGAAAUGUAGCUCACACUUGUUAAACAAGUAGAAUUGCUGUUGGCAACCUUGAUUUUCCAGUGUGAGUAAUUUAUUUGCACCUGUAAAGAUAUGUGUAUAUGCACCCAGGAAUGCUGAUUGGCUGGAGUACUCUGAUGCAUAGACACAGAUGUUUAAAGAUGUAAAUACUUCAGCUGUGCUUUACAAUUUUGCUGAGGGAAACACCAGUCUUACAUGUGCCACUAUCAUUGUUAACAAAAAUGUGGAGCCUCACUAAAUUUCAUUGACCUGGAUCCAAAGAAAUGUGUUCAAGGACUUGAAUUUCUUGGUUCCUGAACACAUACCCCUCCCCAUUUGCACCUUAUGACAAAUUUAUUUUGAAAGUGAAGGGAAUUUCAAUAGCACAUUUUUGGCCUAACUUAAGUCUUUGGAUCUCGGGGUGCUUAUUUGAGUGCAACUUGCUUAAUAUGGAAGCCUUUGGAUCUUUUGUCUGAAAGAUCUUAGGGUCUUCCAAGGCACAAAUAGCGCUCCAGUAUGAGUAAGGCACUGUUCCGAAAUGGUUCCUAUCCAUUGCAGAGGCAUUACAUUUUUUAAAUUUAUUUUUUAUUUUUAUUUUUUUGCUAUAAAGAUUUGACAGAAUGAGAGCUGGUUCAGAUAUCCCUAGCUUCCAUCAGCUCUUGAGUGGGCACAAUAGCUCUGCAACAUAUUUGUGAUUUAUCAGGGAGAUAAACUGCUGGCUUAGAAUUGGUGUGCAAUUUACCUGUCAUGUAGGCAUUUAUUUUUAUAUGUGUAAAUAAUUAUUUUUAUUUUACAAAUAUGGUGUAUAAAACACGAUAGAGGCUUCUGCAUUAUUUUUAUAUGUUCAUGAUUUUUACUCUGGAGGAAUGUUCCUACUUACUGUAAGUUUUCAUGAAACUUUCUGUAGCAUUUUGACCCUAAAUGCUGUAAGUCAUUAUAAACUAUCCAGUUGUCAUUUAUUUUCAAGCAAGUACCUGCUAUCUCCACAUUCUUGUGUUAGUUUUCCAUUAUGGUGAAAUAGAUCUGAAAAGCACGAUUUGUGUAUGUAUAGUUAAACCAACCAUUUUUUGCUUGCUGUGGGAUCUAGCAAAAUCUACAUCACAAAUUUUGACACAUUACAGCUGAAGGAAGAAGAACGCCUCACCAGACAAGAAACUAAACUUCGUGGAAAGAGGCUUGUCCUGCAGUUUGCAUCUUGUGAUCGAACAGACCCUGUAAAGAUUCAUGGAUAAAAUGAACAGGAAUAGAUCUGAAUAAGGCAAAUCUGCAUACAUGGUAACCAGUAGAUCUCUUACCUUUUUAUGUUGCUUAGCUGUUUUAUUUGAAGGAACCUGUGUGAUUUAAAACGUAUAGCUUUUUGCAACUUUAUUACUGGUUAUAUACAUUUGACAAUUAAAAUGUGCAAGCAAUUGGAAAACAGUCACGUAAAUGCUUGUUUUUAUAGUAGUUCUUGUUUAAAUGUUCAAAUGAUAAUGUCUGUAAAAAGCACCAAUUUGAUUACAAUAGAUGUAGUGUUGUAAUAAACCAUUUAAUGGGGCUGAUGUGUUAAGCUGUUCAAGUUAUUUGAUGUUUACACCUCAGGGAGCGUCUUGUGUUUAACAAUAUUUAAUGGUGUUAAAAUGUCUCUAACAAAACAUUGCAUAUUUUUUGCAUAUGCAUCAACUUGUUGUAUUUGGUGAAUGAAUAGCAGUUGUGUCUAGCAUACAAUGUUACUAGAAUAGUGGUAUUAAUUGAUAGCUAUUAAUUGGUAGCUAUUUUUGUAUGGAUGGGUUGAAUUUGCUGAAAGGUAUAUAAAAAUGUAAAAACUGUACAUAGUAUUCUGUAAUCCAAAAAAUAAGAACUUUCUUUUGAGAAGAUGAAAUCUAAAACUAAAUUUUGAUCAUAAUGCCAAGUUCAUAUGGACACAAAGUUGGGAAAAUAAUUGGUCACUUUCAAAUGAGUUGCUUGCAGCAGUUUUUUUAAAAUGCUUAUGUCCUGCCUUCAGAGUCUGUACAUAGUUGUAUGCCAGUUAAAAGCAACUUGAAGAAAAUGUUUCCCACUUGAAAAAUAAAAAAGAUCAAGAUUUCAGAAAGGCUUUUCAAAGCAACAUGACUCAUGCAUUAACAAGGUGCAUAUACAUACACCCCCUGUAUAACUAAUAUAGUAUUAAUUUGCCUUAAUAAAUGGACAUUUAAUGCACUCCUCAAACUAAAGAAAGUAGAGUUUACAUAUAUGUUGGACAAGUAUGUUGCUUGCUUUGUAGUCUUAAAUUUUCCUUGUGAGAUUACACUAGUACCUGCCUGGUUUCUGGUUAUUUCAAAAUACUAUUAUAAUUUUAAAUGUUUAUUCAAAUACCCUGGGAUUUUAUAGCUAUGGACUCCUCAAUUAGUGGUAAAAUCUUGCAUAUGAAUUACUCACACAAACACAUAUGCAGAGUAAUAUCACUCAGAAUACAGAUUUGCUCUAGGACAUAAAAUUCAAUGAAAGCCACUUCACAAAUUUUCAGAAUCAAAUUUGACCUUGUCACAAAGCACAAUUUGACAAACUGUGACCCAUCAUGUUUUUCUACUCAGCACAUUUGUACAAUAGUUCUUUUUAAAAUUUAUUGGCACAUAUAGAAAACAAGUAUAUGACUAGAAGGCAUAAUGCAUCAAGUGGUUGGUUCUUAGGCUGUAGUCUGUGAGAUUAUCUGGGAGUAAAUCCUCUGAGCCUAAGGCUGCUUCUUAGUAGGCGUGCAUAAAGUUGGGUUAUAAGUUUCUGCUGAAGUUACUGGGGAUGAUCCAGACACAAUCAUACUUGGAGUAGAGCCACAAAAAUAAAGGAAACAUAAUUUUGCCAUGAAUAACCUAAGUCUCAUUGAUAGCAGUGGAUCUACCUUAGGUAAGAUUUAUGUCUGAACCCAAACCUGUUAUUUCAGAAGACUGUAUUCAAUAUAACUAAAAAUUUAUGCAUUCGCAAGAAGUAUCUUUGUCACUUGCAUAAGUGAGGCCAGUGGAAUUGGCUGUUUCACUUUUUGCCAGUAUAUUUUAAAUUGUGUGUAACUAGAGUUGUGUGGAUGAGUUAAAACUUCUUGUUGAAGAGUUUUAAUGAAUAACCAUUUAUAUAAAAAUUGCCAUUUAAUUUUUGAAAAUUGGAAGUUAUCGUGAUUUACUUCUAUUUGUUAAUAGGUUUUGUUGGUCCGAACAUAUUUCUUAUGUCAAAUGUUUAAUUUCCUGUGAGAGACGUAUUUGGGCUGAAUCUACACUCUUGGUUAUGUGAAGAUGACAAUUCCUAAAUCCCCUUCAGCUUCUGAUUUGUUUAUACAUUGAAAGGGUGACUGAGAAUUUGAAAUGAAUGGGGAAAAUCAUGAAUUCCUGUUUCACAUUAAUUUUUAAUGCUGGGAUCAGAGUUCAUGUAAUUUAUGUGUUGAAGUUUUUUCCUUUGUUUGGACAUGAAUAGAAGUGUGGCAUUUCCCUGAGAGAAUCAAUCUGCGAAUGAUUCAAAAUAAUGAAGAAGUGGGAUGUUGCUGAAAUACUGUGUAAUUGCUUGUCAGUUGGGUAGUUACUCAGCUCUAAAAAUACAGUAUAUUAUUAAUUGUAAUUAACUGGAUGGUGGGCAGAGAUUGUGGAUUGAAUUGUCUUGGAAAAUAACAAAAACUGAAGGAAGUGCAGGUAAGUGAGAUGUGCAUAUCAAUACGUUUUUGUUUGAGAAAUAAUUUUAGAUAUUCACUAAUCGAAAUCAACUCUAAGGCAUAAUUGAGCUUUUGGGAGCAUAACAUUUUAUCACUGAUCAACGAAGAUACUGUUUUGUAUAAAUGGUCUUACAUAGUCUUCUCAAGUUUUCCAUUGCAGGCAAUGGAUCUGCCAAAAAUCAAAUCUGAUUGAUUUUGAUAACCUUUUGAUAUGUGUCGGGUGAAUAGGUCUAAUGUACCUAGUAUAGUCCUAAUCAUUGUCUUGUGAAUAAAAUGUAUUUUCUCAAAUGAGAAUUCUUCUAAAUUCUCGGUACAUUUUAAAAAGAGGUCCAAAGAUUUUUUUUAAAGAAAAAGAAGGCAUUCCACAUGCAAUAAGCUCUAAAGAGAAAUCUGUACAUCAUCUUUAGGCUUGUUAACACUACAAGCUCCCUCAGGAAGGGGUUAUUGAAGUGGGCUUUAAUGACUUACUUAAUCAGCUACUGGAGAAUGUAAAUAAUGUGCAGGUACUUGAUACUUUGUAUAAAGGCUUUCAUAGUGAAAUCAACUGUAUUUUAUGGGUUUUUUUAAAAAAAAGAGAAAAGGGGAAAAAAAGAUUAAAUAGUUACUUAAAAGAUCUGAUUAAUGCCCCAGAUAUUUGAGUUGUCAUCUGCCUGCAUUGCCAGUGUAACAUGAGUUUCCAGUGUGGACACAUUAUAGAGUUUGGUACUUCUGACAACAUCCAGAAAUUUAAUUGGCUGAGCAAAUAGUUAAUUUUUCUUCUACUGUCUUGAGCUAGAAUUCAAAGACAUGGCCAUGUUAAUCUUGAUCAGUAUGCAAAAAGAUCUUACAGCAUCUUUGAGAUUAACUGAGAAAAGCAAAGUUGGGAGCAUUCUUUGAGACUUAAUGACAGUUUCUGCUAGCAAUGUCUUUCUCUGUCUCAAAGGUAGUACAAGAUCCCUUUGUAUAUUGAGCUAGUAAUAAUACCUGGAGAAAGUCUGGAGAAAAUGUUUUAGACAAAGCACUUUUAAAUAGAGUUGACAAACAAAUAUGCUGCCUUUUCUUCUUAUUCAGAUGUCAGACCAGAUGGCCUACUAAGCAGUGGGCAUAUGAAGCAUAUUGGUGUUUAAAUUUCUGAGUGGUAUUACCAGAGAAAAUCCUGAUUUGUUUGCCAUUACUCAGUGUGUAUCUUAACUGCUUUGAAUUAUUUUCAGUAUGUUUAGUUACAUACUUAAGUCUCUUCUUUCCUCACCACUAUAAAUUUCAGGUUUUAAAUGUGUGUUGACAUCAGUUUUAAAAAUUCCUUGUUAAUAUUGGAUGAUGUUUCAUUUUUCACUCAUGUGCAGCUUAAGCAUACUUCCCAAGUUUUAUAUAUAGGAUCUUAUUAGUCACACUGUUUCCCUGUUUGAUGUAGACUGAUGUAAAGAACAUACAGUCUUAUAGUACAGCUUUUAAUGUUACAUCAUUAAAUGUCUUGUGUAAAAUGUACAUUUUACUAAUACUUUAACUAUUUUAAAAUGUUCAAGUUCUUGAAAAUAACAUCAUUAACAGGUUUUAAAGGGAGAGGAAGCAGCAGAAAGUAUUGAUUUACUAUUUGGGUAGCUAAUGCAAGGGUGGGUUUUUUUAAAAAAGAAAUACUGUAUAUAUUCACUAUCAGCACAUCUUUUCUAGGGGGGAGAGAAUAAUACACGUGUAUCUGUAAUUUAUGAAUACAUGUUCUUUUCCUCAUCUAAGUGCAUGCUGCUUAGUCCCUUUCUAAUUAAGAAGUCUUAGAUUAAAUAAAAAGAAUGCCACUCCAUGAAUAUAUCUUGUAUUUUCUGAGUCAACUUUUUUGAAUUUGAGUUGAUAUCUUAUUCUAAUUGAGAAUCAUAUUAAGCAUAGGUUUUUUCCACUUAUUAUACUGACCUAUAUCAGUGCUUCUCAGGCAAUGUGAUGUGGGUGGAGGCCUGGAAUUAUUUUUUACUAGUUUGUGAGGGACUGAUAGCAUAUUUGUGCUUGGCAGGUACAGCUGUUUCUUCAAAACCUGCCACAGACCAGCUCUGGUUUAGGUUUCACAACGUUUGAGUAGCACUGGCCUAAAUCACACUGAGGUGGGGAAUCUGGUAGCGCGUAUAUAUAUAUAUAUAUAUAUAUAGAGAGAGAGAGAGAGAGAGAGAGAGAGAGCACUCUUUGUGCCAUUCUUGUCACUUUACUACUCUCCCCUUCAUACUUGUUUAUAUAUAAGCAAAACACACACAGAACUAAUGAAGAAGCAGUUUCCAGAGUUAGGAGAGCAAAGGGGAACUUGCAGUGUCAACAGCUUUAUGGUGUUAAGGGUUAAGUUAGACCAAAGGUGGCAGGUUUUUCACUGCAGUUGUACAUUGUUACUUUUGUUUGAAGUUUGAGCAAAUGACGCAAAACAAAAGUUAUAGUAGCAAUCUCGCAUUUUACACUAAUAAGUUAAUGUAUUUAAAUGCUGCUUUGAGAUAUCAUUUUUGCUAUCAUGCACAUUAUACAAAUAGAUUAAAUAAUAAUUUAGAAUUUUUGUUUUCUGUGAUUGGCUUUCUAAAUAUAAAAGAAUGAAUUAAGGUUACACACUGCAAGCAUACUGAAUUUAAAAGGAGAAUUUUAAAAAUACAUUUUUAUAAAUACACUUUUCAGUGCCUUUAAAUUCAGCAGACUGAUUCAAGCUUCUUUACAUGAUUUAGCUUACAGUUCGGCUACAUUGUAUCUUACCCACAUGUAUACCUACCACUAAUAAUUUGUAUACCUAAAGGACAGUUUGCUAUAUUGCAGGUUUUAUACCCGCUAGUGCAUGACCAAUUUUUUAAAAGUACGUAAUGAUUAUGACCUAAUACAUGGUUCAUUUGGUAGUGUUGCAUUUCUUGACACUGAAAUGUCAUCAUAAGGUAAGCAGGUAACCUACCACAUUUACAUAUGUAGUGUAACCUCCCCCCAUCUCUCUCUUGAAUGUAACUCCAUUUCACUUUUUCAGAACUCAUUUCACUUUUACACUUUUUAAUGCUUCAGUUAUCUUAAUUACUUUUCUUUCCAGUCUUCAGGUGACUGUUAGGAUUUGGUCUUUAAACUGCAAAAGAAGUUACCUUGUGUUGGAGAAAAAUAAAAUUUGAUAAAUCUUUAA